GUGAUGUGUUCUCUCUCAGUCUUGUGUGGAUUGUAGUGAUGUGUUCUCUGUCAGUCUUGUGUGGAUUGCAGUAAUGUGCUCUCUCUCAAACGCAGGGUUUUUGCUGUGUGGUGUGAGAGUCUCUGAUGUCCUGUUCUUUAUGGCUCUACAACUUAUCAUGCGGAGCUCAACAAACCCUUGGACACAUUGCCCAUGAAGACACAGGUGAAUCACAGCUGUGAUGAUCUCCUGGCCCAACACCACAGAGCCCGACACCGUGGGCAGCCAGAGCACCAGGGACCCCCAGAAGUCUGAGUGCGUCCUGGGGUUCAUCCCCAUCAUCUACUACAGCGCCCUCCUGUGUGUGGGAGUACCAGUGAACGUGCUGACGGCGGUGGCGUUGUGGCGGCUGGCCUCCCGCAGUAAGAAGGUGCUGUACGUGUACCUGCUGGCGCUGACGGGGGCCGACAUCCUCACGCAGCUCUUCAUCAUCUUCGUGGGCUUCCUGCUGGAGACGGCCGUGUUCCACCGGAAGGUUCCGGCGCUGCUGCUGCACUCCGUCAGCGUGCUGGAGUUCGCGGCCAAUCACGCGGCGGUGUGGACGGCGGUGCCGCUGACGGUGGACCGCUACGUGGCGCUGUGCUACCCGCUGCAGCACCGGCGUAUCAGCUACCCGGGCCGGGCGCGGCGCGUGGUGGCGGCCGUGUUCGGGCUGGCGCUGGUCUCCGGCGUGCCCUUCUUCUGGUGGACGGAUCUGUGGCGGGAGGGCGGGGCCCCCACGGCGCGGGACGGGGCGCUGAUCUGGACCCACGUCACCAUCAUCUACUUCCUGCCCUGCGCCAUCUUCCUGGUGCUCAACUCCCUCAUCGUCCUGCGGCUGAGCGGGCGGGGCUGGGGGCGGGGCCGGGGGCGGGGGCGGGGUCAGGGGGACAGCCCCGCCCCCUCGGCCCCGCGCCGGCUGGGUAAGACCACGGCCACGCUGCUGGCGGUCACCUCCUGCUUCUGCGUGCUGUGGGCCCCGCGCACGGGCGUGGUUCUGUACCACCUGCACAGGGCGUCGGUGCGCAGCGACUGGCGGGUGCACCUGGCCUACGACCUGGCCAACAUGCUGGCCAUGCUCAACACCGCCGUCAACUUCUUCCUGUACUGCUUCACCAGCCAGCCGUUCCGUGCGGCCGUGCGCGACGUGCUGCUCCUGCAGGCGCGGCCGCCCCGCCCCGGCCACGCCCCGCACCCCCAGCCCCCCCCCGGCCACGCCCACUCCUCCUCCUCGCUGUCCAGCGGGGCUAAACGCCCGCACCCCCAAGCCUCCCCAACUCCGCCCCUCCGCCGGGCCAGUAUGACCAUGUGACCUGCCCCUAGGCCCGCCCCCUGCAGGCACUUCUGUCCCAUAACCCCGGGGUGCCUCUGUUGCCAGGGCAACACACAGACCAAUCACUCCUCAUUACUGUUCCCCUCAGGGAGCAGCUCCAAUGGGAGGGGGUGGGGGGGGGGGUGUUAUUCUGUUUUAUUUAAAGAUUAGUAUCUAAUAUAAUUUAUUUUGUUGUUUUUGGAGACUGAGACCAGAAAAUAUGAUUUUUGUGUCUGUGCAUUCAUAUUGAUUUAUAAAGGCCAGAACUCUGCACUUUUAUUUCCGUGAACGGAGUGACCUGCCUGGAUAUUUGUGAUGCAUUAAUUAUGUGCGUGUGUGUGUGCAUGCAUAUGUACAUGUACAUACACAGACACACACAGACAUGCAUAUGUAUGCACUCUUUACAGACUGCUCUGUUCUGCUCCAGCAGUGCUGGUACAGGCACAUGUGUGUUAUCUCUCUAAUAUGAAAUAUUAAUAAUGUGAAUGUUUCCUCAGUAUUCCACUGUUCCAUGUCAUAAAGGAGGCCCAUCCUAAGCCUAUCACCAGCCUUCACACCUGAGCUGUACCGGUAGCUCCGCCCCCUUUAUCAUUAAAGUGAUGCCUUUGAAAAUCAGUGACUUUCAGUAAAAUCUUAAAUCACCUCAUUACUUUACUCAUUAUUUUACCAGCAAACACACACCCCCUCAUUACUUUACUAGGACACACACACCCCCUCAUUACUUUACCAGCACACACACAUCCCCUUAAUCACUGGUAACACAUUUCAGGUUACCCUUCAGUGACAGACGGAAGGUGGGUUUAAACUCACUUCCUCCACUGGACACACACACCUAAUACACAACAAAAAGCAUUUUCCUAAGCAGCCAAUCACAGAUACCCAUGUCUGUCAACAUAACUUUGAUUAAAUAAGAUUGGCUAAACAAAUUCUGGAAGGACAAACAAAUUAAGUUGUUUGAGAAAAUGUCUGCCCAUUUCUAAGGUAGGCAUGUGAUUCUUAUUAAUAUAUUAGUUGUCGCUAGCGAGAAAAAAAUUACUUUUAAUGUAUGAUCAGUGCAAAGAAAUCUAAAGUCUGUUCUUGUGUGUUGCUUUGCCUGCUGUGUACAAAACCACUGAUGUUACCUGCUAACUGUAUUUCUCUCGAAGAAAGAGAACAUGAUUCUGCAGGUUGUGCUUAUGUGUGAAACUGAAAUGGUGGAUUCUGGCAUGGUGCAUUCUGGGAUGGAAGUACUCAUGUUAGGCGUUCAAGGCCUGUUUGACAAAGGUCAACAAAAAAUGUCUGAAGUUUUAAAUGUCUGCUGGCUCCCUGGCUGCUAAGCAGGGACUGAUUUAGGGUUCGGGUUUAGGGUGGUUCCCUCGUCUCCAUUUCAUUCAGAUGACCCCAGAGCUCCUUUCUGGUGUAAAUGUUGUUCAAUGUGCUCAUGUGUUACGAUCAAAUAAUGCUGCCUGUGAUCUGUGAUAUUAUAGCAAAGCAUGUAACUGUAAAAAUGAUUUGUUGUUCCAAAUAUAAAAUAGUUUUCAUUUUA
This is a messenger RNA of Anguilla anguilla (European eel), 2855 nucleotides long. RefSeq names its product G protein-coupled receptor 142 (gene gpr142). The record is from RefSeq and is a predicted model, not a curated record. Lineage: Eukaryota; Metazoa; Chordata; Actinopteri; Anguilliformes; Anguillidae. Gene Ontology annotation, cellular component: membrane. Gene Ontology annotation, molecular function: G protein-coupled receptor activity. The coding region runs from base 221 to 1330 and encodes 369 amino acids. The transcript has 4 exons. Gene Ontology annotation, biological process: G protein-coupled receptor signaling pathway.